UAUUUAGCGAGGAAAGAUAAUCAGAUCGUGUCGCACCGUUCGAUCGUAUCCCACUGCCUCUUCUACUCACGGACCUCCUCUUGCACCCCCUUUCUCCCAGAAACCCUAACCUCUUCCUUCCAAUUCGAUCGAUCGAAACCCCCCGAUCCUUUUACCAUUUCUUUUCUCUUUAAUUAUCCUCCUUUUUGAUCGAGACCCGGUCCCAGCCUGGAGAAAUUUCUUUGAUUGCAAUUCUUUUCUUUAAAUUUAAACAAAAGGAAGGAACGGAUUGGUGGGCGAUGGCGGGGUCGAGCUCAUGGUCGCGGGCUUUGAUGCUGAUUUCGCCCUAUACGUUCGCUUCCAUCGGGAUCGCGAUCUCCAUCGGCGUUUCCGUCCUCGGGGCAGCUUGGGGAAUUUAUAUAACGGGGAGCAGCUUAAUUGGUGCGGCGAUCAAAGCUCCAAGAAUCACCUCAAAGAAUCUCAUUAGUGUCAUCUUCUGUGAGGCUGUUGCUAUAUAUGGUGUGAUUGUUGCAAUCAUUCUACAAACAAAGUUGGAAAGCGUACCAGAAUCACAGAUAUAUGCUCCGGAGUCUCUAAGAGCUGGAUAUGCGAUAUUUGCCUCUGGAAUCAUUGUGGGUUUUGCAAAUCUCUUCUGUGGUCUUUGUGUUGGAAUAAUUGGAAGUAGCUGUGCUCUGUCUGAUGCUCAGAACUCCACCCUCUUUGUAAAGAUUCUGGUGAUCGAAAUCUUUGGUAGCGCGCUCGGAUUAUUCGGUGUGAUAGUUGGAAUAAUUAUGUCAUCUCAAGCAACAUGGCCAGCAAAGGCAGCAUGAACUGCUAUUUCCAGAACCAAACAGGGCUGACUGCUUGUUACUCAUUGAGGUGGAAGUUUGGGAUGUAUCUUAAAUCUUCACUAAUAUCCCUGUUUCUUCGAUAUAAAUGUGGUGCCUGUGAAAGAUUUUAUGUAAUCAUUCCAAGGAAUAACUUGCAGAUUAUUAUAUUGACUCUCUUUUCGGUGAUUUUAAGAUCAUGCCUCAUUGUAAGGGUAUCUGUUUCUGUGGAGAGGAUUUCUUUUUAUGCUAAAUAAAGAAGAUGCUUUUGAUUUGAUUCC
Phoenix dactylifera (date palm) is the source of this 1087-nucleotide messenger RNA. Its product is annotated as V-type proton ATPase subunit c''2-like. Gene Ontology annotation, cellular component: proton-transporting V-type ATPase, V0 domain. Gene Ontology annotation, molecular function: proton-transporting ATPase activity, rotational mechanism. Gene Ontology annotation, biological process: proton transmembrane transport. Lineage: Eukaryota; Viridiplantae; Streptophyta; Magnoliopsida; Arecales; Arecaceae. The record is from RefSeq and is a predicted model, not a curated record.